Molecule: messenger RNA, 1175 nt
Organism: Xiphophorus maculatus (southern platyfish)
Lineage: Eukaryota; Metazoa; Chordata; Actinopteri; Cyprinodontiformes; Poeciliidae
Product: tumor necrosis factor receptor superfamily member 5-like
Exons: 9
Coding region: 1-807 (268 amino acids)
Biological process (GO): defense response to Gram-positive bacterium; defense response to Gram-negative bacterium; positive regulation of peptidyl-tyrosine phosphorylation
Cellular component (GO): external side of plasma membrane; membrane
Molecular function (GO): transmembrane signaling receptor activity; protein binding
Source: RefSeq, a predicted model, not a curated record
AUGUUCCAGACAAGUUUCAUCCUCAUCCUGCCUUUGACAAUGACAUCUUGGGCUACAACAUUUAUGCUGCUGGUGAUUCUGAUGAGAAAAAUUGGAGCCAAAUCCAUCAGAUGUCAUAUAACUGAAUACAGGAUAGGAGAAGAGUGCUGUCCUAGGUGUAAUGUUGGCUAUAGAGUCACAACAGACUGCACUGAGUUUGAAACUACAUCCUGUCAGCCAUGUUCACAUGGGACAUUUAUGGACCUGCCAAAUGGACAAAAGAAAUGUAAUCCAUGUUCUACCUGUGAUUCAGGAGCUGGGCUGAAAGUAAAGCGACAAUGUGUAAUAACUGCAGACACAGUUUGUGAACCAAUGGAGGGAUUCUACUGUACAGACCUUAAAUCAGGAGGUUGUUCUGUAGCACAGAAACACAGGAGCUGUGAACCAGGACAUUACAUCAGCAGGAUGGGAACAGCCUCCACAGACACAGAAUGCUCUGAAUGCAGCAGUGGAUCAUUUUCUGAUGGAACAAUGUUGUCAUGUCAGCCUCACACACAAUGUGAAAAUGAAAACCUUCAUCUGAUAAAAGCAGGAACAGCUUCAACUGAUGCUGAAUGUGGAGGAAAAAGUUCCAACACCACAGAAAUUGUGAUCAGUGUUUUGGUGGUUUAUUUAUUAGUUGCAGCAACAAUUGUUGUUGUUGUUGUUGUUCUCUGGAAAACUAAAAAAAUUAAAAUACCAAACUUUUGUACAAAACUACAAAACCCCCAAAGGGACCAAGCAGAAGGAAAAGAACAGGGAGUUUGUUUAAAUGUACAAGGACAAUAAACACACUGAUGGUGACAAGCUACUAGCUAGUAGCCACAGCUUCCCUGGGACAGUCUAACAGAAGUGAUGCUACCAAACAUUGACACCACCAGGUUCUCUGAUCAACACCAGCAGGCAAGACGACUGAACUGUCUUGCAGAAGGACACAAUGACCAAGAUCGGUGGAGCAGGAAUUAAACCAGCAACCUGCCGAUUGCAGGGCGAAGUUUUACCACCAUCGUCAGUAAAUGAAUUACUCCAUGUGAAACCAACCUCAGACAUUUGUACAGUUUUAUAAAAAACCUGAUGAUCCACCAGCUUUAAGAUCAUUUUAUUGAUAUUGAUGUUCUGCUUCACAGGAACCUGACAUAAAAUGUUAACAUUGCUAA